Molecule: messenger RNA, 3157 nt
Organism: Notodromas monacha
Lineage: Eukaryota; Metazoa; Arthropoda; Ostracoda; Podocopida; Cyprididae
Source: the annotation of a GenBank genome assembly
CCCAGUGUAAGGGAGGAUUAUUUUGUGUUGUAAACUAUGAUUUAACCUAAUUUUUAGACGAAGUUUGGGUGUGUCACUCGCGUUCUGCGACGCGAUGUAUCCCAACGAGGAGAACGGAUGUGGGAGUUCCUCGACGCCCGACAAGACAGACGGCGAUAAAAUUCGCGCAUCUGCAUCGCGUCGUCGGGGCUUCCCAUCCCCUCCACGUGAAGAUCGACCCGAAUGUCCGCAAGCCGUUGUUGAUGAAGGUUCCGGAGCGGAUGAGCCCGGGCCUUCCACCAGUCGUGAAAUGAACACGAGGUACGAUUGGUCUCAGUGUCGUCAGCUUCGACCUCAGCACCACCAUCAUAGACCAAAGCCGUUCGACUCUGAGCCAAGGCAUGGAUCUCGGGCUGCAGGAGGCCGCAACAUUCCAUUAUCCCAGGAUGACGAUGAAGAUUUGGAGGGUGAAGCGUUUGUACCAGACGACAGCUCUCCAGCUGAUAGUCAGCGGGAUCGUAACGUUGAAUGUAUUUUCCGCACAACGACUGUCUCACUUCCGAAGCGUUCGCCGCCAAUUAUGACUGCUGUUCCUCCUAAGAGACUGAAGCGUGAAUGCAGUGAAGAAGCAGAUCUGCGGAAUAGCGCUUCUACAUAUUUUUCUUACAAACUUCCGGACGAGGUUCUUCUUAAAAUUUUUUCUUACCUCAGAGAAGAAGAUCUCUGUCAUGUUGCGCAAGUCUGUAGAAGAUUUCAUACUGUCAGUAACGACAGUAAUCUAUGGAAGCGUGUUUUCCAAUCCGUGUUUGAAUACUCACGACCAUUGUUCCGAACAAGCUCUGGAUACGAAUUCCUGGGCGAUUCAACACAUACCACUACAACGACGUCUACUUCGUAUACCCAUCAUUCGAAUGCGUAUAUGCUGGCACAUUUGCAUCAUGGCUAUAGACAGCGACAGAGACUUCCACCUGAAACCACAACCCGGGUACCGACUACAAACGGAGCGAACUGUGCUUGGAAGGAAAGCUUCAGGCAAUUACGUUACGCGGUACACGUGUGGCCGCGCAGGAAGAAGAAAGAUAGUCACUUAGUUGUAUUCGACACAAUCGAGCAAGCAUUGAGAAGCUGUGAAUCCCAAUCGCGGCAGGGCUCGAAGCCGCCGUUGGUCGUCGUCCACCCUGGCGUUUACAGGAACGAGCAAGUGGUCAUUAAUUUUGAUGUUCAUCUCAUCGGUGCCGGUCCGGAUCCAGCAGCAGACGUAAUCUUGGAUCGAGAUAGCGAUUACACCGUGGUAUUCCUUGAAGGUGCGCGCGAUGCUUAUAUUGGAUACAUGACGCUGCGUUUCAAUGCCGAUGCAUCUGCUUCACCUCCAUUUGUUGCCGUUGCCGACCGCAAUCAGGCUCAAAAUAAUAACGGAGCUCCCGCAGGUGGAGCAAUGGCAGCUGCUGCAGCUCAUAAUCCUCGUCACUAUUGUGUUGAAAUCACGGGUCCUAAUUGUUCGCCAACAUUGGAAAAAUGCGUUAUCAGGAGUUCGUCGGUUGCUGGCGCGGCAGUCUGUGUGUCUGGCCAGGGCGCGAAUCCAGUCAUCCGUAACUGCGACAUAUCCGACUGCGAAAACGUCGGUUUGUUCGUCACUGAUUCAGCUGAAGGCCUCUACGAAGGAAAUGAAAUCUCCCGCAAUGCUCUUGCUGGUGUAUGGGUUAAAAACCAGGCGAAUCCUAUCAUGCGACGCAAUCACAUUCAUCACGGACGAGAUGUCGGCGUGUUCACUUUUGACGGUGGUAGAGGGUAUUUUGAAGGGAAUGAUAUUCACGACAAUCGCAUUGCUGGUUUCGAAGUGAAGGCCGGUGCCGAUCCGUUCGUUGUUGGAUGUGAAAUUCAUCACGGACAAACCGGCGGUGUUUAUAUACAUGAGCAUGGGCUCGGACAAUUCGUUGAAAACAGAAUUCAUUCCAACACAUAUGCUGGGGUCUGGAUCACGUCGCAUUCUAACCCAACCAUCAGAAGAAACGAAAUAUAUGAUGGUCACCAAGGCGGGGUUUAUAUUUUUGGGGAUGGGCGAGGAGUAAUAGAGUACAACAACAUCCACGGAAACUCAUUGGCAGGUAUCCAGAUUCGCACCAAUUCUCAUCCCAUUGUACGACACAACCGAAUUCACCACGGUCAGCACGGCGGUGUUUACGUGCACGAAAAGGGUCAAGGUUUAAUAGAAGAGAACGAAAUUUACGCAAAUACCUUGGCAGGGGUUUGGAUCACUACCGGGAGUACCCCUGUCUUGAGACGAAAUCGGAUCCACUCAGGAAAGCAGGUUGGUGUCUACUUCUACGACAACGGUCACGGUUGUCUCGAGGACAACGACAUCUUCAACCACCUGUACAGUGGUGUACAAAUCAGAACGGGGUCGAAUCCAGUGAUCCGACGAAACAAGAUCUGGGGCGGCCAAAACGGCGGUGUAUUAGUUUACAAUGGGGGACUCGGACUACUAGAAGGAAACGAGAUAUUUGAAAAUGCCAUGGCUGGGGUGUGGAUCAAGACGGACUCGACGCCCACGCUGCGGCGAAACAAAAUAUACGACGGGCGAGACGGCGGCGUGUGUAUCUUUUCCAAUGGGAAGGGCGUGUUGGAAGAGAACGAUAUAUUUCGCAACGCCCAAGCGGGUGUAUUGAUAAGUACCGGCAGUCAUCCGGUGCUCCGAAGGAACAGAAUAUUUGACGGACUUGCCGCGGGGAUAGAAAUUACGAACAACGCUUCGGCGACGCUGGAACGUAAUCACAUCUUCAACAAUCGUUUCGGUGGCCUGUGUUUGGCGUCCGGGGUCCAACCACUCAUCGUUGGCGGGAACGAGAUGUACAACAACUUGGACGCCGUAAACGGCGCCGUGGCCCGCGGACUAUGUCUCUACAAGAUCUCUUCCUACACGUCGUUCCCGAUGCACGACUUCUAUCGGUGUCGGACAUGUCGCACGACGGACCGGAACGCCAUUUGCCUAAACUGCAUCAAAAGCUGUCACGCGGGCCACGACGUGGAGUUUAUCCGACACGACCGGUUCUUUUGCGACUGCGGCGCCGGAAGUUUGAGCGGUGUGUGUUUGCUGCAAGGGGAGCCGACGCAAGACACGGAUACUUUGUACGAUUCUGCCGCCCCGAUGGAAUCACACACUGACAUGAUGGGGCAAUGA